Messenger RNA from Empidonax traillii (willow flycatcher), 1855 nucleotides. RefSeq names its product cytokine receptor like factor 3 (gene CRLF3). The record is from RefSeq and is a predicted model, not a curated record. The transcript has 8 exons. The coding region runs from base 35 to 1363 and encodes 442 amino acids. Gene Ontology annotation, molecular function: protein binding. Lineage: Eukaryota; Metazoa; Chordata; Aves; Passeriformes; Tyrannidae.
CCCGCCCGUGCCGCCCGCCGGUGCCGCCGUGCCCAUGGAGGCCGCCGGCGAGGCCGAGGCGCGGCUGCUGCUGCUGCAGGAGGCCCGGGAGAGCAUCGAGGCGGCGCGGAGCCACCGCCGGGAGCUGCAGCAGCGCCUGCGGGGGCUGCACCAGGCGCGGGAGCAGAUCAAAGAGAGCGCAGCGCUGACCAGGGAUGUGCUCGAGCAGCAUUUCAACGACUUGAAAGGGACCCUGAAGAAGCUGCUGGAUGAGAGGCUGCUGUCCCUGCUGCAGGAGGUGGAUACCAUAGAGCAGGAGAGCAUCAAGCCCUUGGACGAGUGCCAGAAGCUGAUCGAGCAGGGGGUGAGCGUGGCCGACGAGCUGCUCCGGGAAGGGGAGAGCGCAGUGGAUGGAGAUGUGGGACAGCAGAAUGAGAAGCUUUGCAACUUCACCAAAAAAGCUUUACACAUCCAGCUGGACAGCUUACCAGAAGUGCCCUCCUUGGUCGACGUGCCUUGUCUGUCUGCCCAGCUGGAUGAUUGCCUCCUCACUAUACUGAAAAAUCAGAUCUUCACACAUGGCACCGUGGCCUCUCGCCCCCCUGUGCAGCUGGAGGAGUUUGUGGAAAAGCCUGGGGGUAUUUUAGUCCGAUGGUGUAAGGUGGACGAGGACUUCACCCCCCAGGAUUACCGGCUGCAGUUCCGCAAGGGCACCGCCAGCCCCUUCGAGGACGCGUACGUGGGCUCGGAGACGGAGUUCAUGGUGCUGCACAUCGACCCCCACGUGGAUUACCAGUUCCGCGUGUGCGCCCGCGGGGACGGCCGGCAGGAGUGGAGCCCCUGGAGCGUCCCCCAGCUCGGCCGCACCUCGCUGGUGCCACACGAGUGGACAGCUGGGCUGGAGGGUUACAGCCUGAGCAGCCGCAGGAACAUCGCGCUUCGGAACGAUUCCCAGUCCUGUGGUGUCCUCUACUCCAAAGCUCCCACCUAUUUCUGUGGGCAAACCUUGACCUUCAGGAUUGAGACCGUGGGGCAGCCGGACAGGCGGGACAGCCUGGGGGUGUGUGUGGAGCAGCAGAACGGCUUCGACUCCCUGCAGCGGGACAAGGCCGUGUGCGUCAGCACCAACGGGGCGGUGUUUGUGAACGGGAAGGAGAUGACAAACCAGCUGCCUGCCGUUACCUCGGGCUCCACGGUGACGUUCGACAUGGAAGUGGUGCAGUUGGGGCCCUGCAGCAGCGAGGGAGGGAACUUCAAGCUCCGGGUGACCAUCAGCUCCAACAACAGAGAAGUGGUCUUUGACUGGGUACUUGAUCAGUGCUGUGGCUCGUUGUAUUUUGGGUGUUCAUUUUCAUACCCAGGCUGGAAGGUUUUGGUGUUUUAGCAGCGACUAAAAGGGAUUUUUGUCGAAAAGUGUAACGUUAUAACCUGGGUUUCCAGCUGUUUGACAACAAUCUGGUAACAAAAACCUGUCUUUAUAGUACUUGAACUCCACUAUAUUGUACUUCCUACUGGAUUCAUUUAAGCAAUAAUUGUGAAACAUUGGAUCUGUUACUCUGGAAAAAGCUAGAAGCAGGCAUUUGCUUAGGCAAAUUAAUUUAAGCAGUCCAUCAGACCUUUCCCUUUCUUCCUCCAGACUUGAUUCGUGUCAGUAUUUCAUUGUACUCUCGUCUCAGGGUACGCGUGUUGUGUCGAGUUAACUUCGCUUCGAGCUGCUGGUCUGUGAGAUGAGCAGGUGGGGGUGGUAGUGGACCAAAAUUGUAUUUACACCCCCCAGAGAGAGCACAGUGUUUAGAGCAGAGUCCUGCUCUGCUCCCUUGGACACUCUGCUGCCUCAGGAGCGACUGGACACUGAGCCCCUUCCCCGCACGGUACC